Daphnia magna is the source of this 3014-nucleotide messenger RNA. RefSeq names its product sorting nexin-13. The transcript is spliced from 17 exons. NCBI's taxonomy places the organism in Eukaryota, Metazoa, Arthropoda, Branchiopoda, Diplostraca, Daphniidae. Gene Ontology annotation, molecular function: phosphatidylinositol binding. Gene Ontology annotation, cellular component: early endosome. The record is from RefSeq and is a predicted model, not a curated record. The coding region runs from base 137 to 2986 and encodes 949 amino acids.
CCGUCCUCUCAGCCUUAUGGCCCCCUUCGUGGUCUUCCACUUCGUUGUCUAUGGUGUAACGAAUCUAACGAUCGAUACAUAUUUGUUGACCCAUUUCUGUCAAGGAAAGUGAAAAACGGAAAGCCCAACAGAAACGAUGAAUUUGAAUAUCAUUGGAGUUUUGUGUGUUGCUUUCGUUAUUGGCGUGCCAUGGGGGUUCAAGUCCUUACUUGGCUUGCUAAUUUUCAUGGUGUUCCUGUUAACAAGCUUUUUGAUUGGAUUUUUGAAUGAAGCACAAUCUUUGUUUACUGCAAGUGUAAGUGUGAUCUUCACUCCAAUUAGUACAACAAAUAGCUUACCUAAAAGAGAGUUCAUUAAGCAGCCAGCUGGACAAAAUUCCAAACUAGGUCUAGACAAACGAAUUUCAGGUUCUAACCUUAUUGAUGAUGCAUUGCAAGAUCUACUUCAAUACAUCAUACGUGACCAUAUUGAAAACUGGUAUGGUGUUAUUACCAAGGAAACAGAAUUUCUAUUUGAAACAAAGCAGUUCCUGCAAAUAGUAGUGAUUAAUGUAUCUAACAGAUGCAAAGAGGUUGAUUGGCUUACUUUCCUUACAACAAGGUUUUUUGACAGUGUUAUUGCUCAUAUUCGUCUCUAUCGUGAAACAAAAAUUAGACUGAGUCAAAAGACAUCAGAUAUUGAAGAUUCUGUCCAAGCGACAAGUGCUAAUUUUGUUGGGACAUUUUUUGAAUUGGAGCAGACACGUGGUAUAAAGAAAAUUGGCAGAGGAAGAAUUGCAACAAAUCCUUGUUAUGAAAAAGAGAGCUUAAAGAUCCUCAGUGGUUUCUUUCUCCAGCUGCUUAGUUCUAAGGAGGAAUUUAAUUGUCGGCCGCUGAACUUGCUCUUCUCUCAGAUUCUAACAGGUGAAAUUUUGGUUCCCCUGAUUGACCUUCUUUCAGAUCCAGAUUACGUUAACCAAACUGUUAUAUGGCUGUGCAAAAACUGUCCAAUUACGAGUGACUCCUUUUUGACUGUGAUACGUUAUACGGAGUUUUUCUCUGAAUUAAAUGCUUCCCAGCAGUUGCUGACGAAAGAAAUUGCGAUAAUGAGGUCACAUGAUUUUGGAGGUGAAGACGGUAUAUUCGUUAAAAGAAGACUUAGUAGUUUGUUGUUUGUCGAUCGUGUUAUUAAAAAUCAUAUUCAAGAACUUAACGAAGGAAAAGAACGUAACUCUAUUGGUUACAAUACGCCAUCCUAUUGGAAACGCUGGGUCGGUAACCAUGAUUUACCUAACGUUGAGUUACCACUAGAAGAUAUUUUGAAAAAUAGCGUGGCACUCUCAUACAUGCUGGAUUUUAUGGCUUGUUUUGAGUCACAAGCAUAUAUUUUCUUUCUUCUUAACGCCGAAGGAUGGAAAGCUGCUGCAGUUCAGCAGAUAUCACAGUUGCAACUCGAAGGAGUUGAAGUUAAAACUGAGUAUAUCCAUUCCAAACAGCGCAGCAGUGACGUUGAUCUUAAUUUGCCUGGACAAAUCUUAAUGAGCUUGCAAGAAUCUGCCAUGGGAAUUUUUACUCAAUAUUUCUCGGAAAAUGCUACCCCAAGUUUGUGUAUCGACGACGUUAUCGUGAGGCGAUUACUCUACAACUUGAAAAACGAGCCGCCUCUUGAGUCGUGGUUUGACGAAGUUAAGUCAGCUGUAACUUAUAAAUUAGAGAAAGAUGAACGGUUUUUGCCAUCAUUCCGGAAAAGUUUCGGGUACGUGCGUAUGUUGGCCGAACUAGACAUGUUGAAGGAAUCCACAAAAGGUGACGACGAAGAUUUGCGUUCAUUGGACGGACACAGCCAUAUGGAUUCUUCUGGUCUGUCUAACCAUUUGGCUGUCAAAGAAAAGUGCUCAAUCGAAAACAUUUCAUAUGGUGAAAUAUGCAACAAUGGAUCUCCAACGGUCGAUAAUGGCACUUUGAGCGCUUCCAUUUGCCAGAAAGGAGUUGUUAAAGAUGGCAUUUCCUCCCACGCAGUGUAUUCUGUUACCGUGGUUAAGUCUCUGGGUGCUAAAGAAAUUGAUUCAUGGGUGGUAUAUCGAAGAUAUUCAGAUUUUUAUGAUUUCCAUAUGCGACUAGAAGAAAGGUUUAAAGCAAUUAGAGAAUUUUCAUUCCCUGCCAAACGGGCUUUCAACAACAUGGAUAAGUUGUUCUUAGAACGUCGACAGUACUUACUCAAUGAGUAUCUGAGUAAGUUAUUGAAGCCAGAGUUUUUAAUGGUAAACCCUGGUCUUCGAGAAUCUUUACUCCAGUUUCUCGAUCGAGGUUCUUACGAACAAAGCAAAGGAACCAUUUCUCGCAAGGUGGACAGCCUGAUGAAUCCGUUUGUAAGUUCAAUGCGAAAUGUGACAAAAGUGGUUGGUUUCGAUUCGUCUUUCGUAAAGGAAAACAGCACUAACGAUGAAAUUUUAGAUAAUUUGCAAACUUUGUCCGGAAUACCAUUAUAUGGAGACGGUCAAUUACCUUUGCGAUUUCUCUUGAUUCUAAUGGACGAAAUUUUUGAUCUACACAAUCGUAAUCAAUGGUUGAGAAAAAGAGUUUUCUAUGUUCUCCGGGAAAUUUUGCGAGCAAUGUUUGGAGAUGUAUUCAAUCAGAAGAUCGUUGAUUACGUAGUCACAGCUACGUCCCCGGAACAGGUCGCUGAAUUUAUUCAAGUCAUAAACUGUUCGUUUUGGCCGCAUGGAGUACCUGCUCUGCCUCGCCCUUGUCGUGAUGAAGCAACCAAAAUGCGAACCCGAGUAGCCGCCAAAAUGUCUCUGUUAUCAUUAUUUUCAGAUGAAAUCAAACAUCUCAUAGGCAGCGAAACUACGCGAGAAGGUGUUUUUCGCAUAUUUGAAUUGUUUCAGAAUCCUGUUCUGAAUCGACGACUGUUCUACGUAAUUUUCGAAGCCGUGGUUGAUACCCUGUUUCCUGAAACUAAUGUAGAUGAAUUGUUUGAGAAACUUCUGCAGGAGAACUCCAAUUAAUAUAAGAACAUUGCUUAGUUAAACUUAA